AUGGUUUUCGGUUUUGGUAAAGAUGAUGAUAAACAUCAUCAAAAAAGAGAUAAUGAUAAUGAUAAUAAUGAUUCUUAUGGUUCUUCACUGAAUAAAUUUGGUUCAAAUAAUGAUGAUGAUUCAUAUGGUUCUUCAAAUAGAAGAAGUGGAAAUACUUAUGGUGAUGAUAACAAUGAUAGUUCAUAUGGUAGUGGUGGUCGUACAUCAAAUUUUGGUUCAUCAACAUCAAAUGAUGAUACUUUUGGUAGCGGUAACAAUGAUGAUUCAUUUGGCUCUUCAAAUAGAAGAAGUGGAAAAGAUGAUUCUUAUGGUUCUUCCAAUAGAGGAGGAGAUGAUUCAUAUGGUUCUUCAAACAGAGGAGGAAAUGAUUCAUAUGGUUCUUCGAACAGAGGAGGAAAUGAUUCAUAUGGUUCUUCAAAUUAUGGUAAUGACGAUGAUAAUUUUGGAUCAUCAAAUAAAAAAAGUGGUGGUGUCUUUGGUGGUAAUAAUGAUGAUUCAUAUGGCUCUUCAAACAGAGGUGGAAAUGAUUCAUAUGGUUCAUCAGGUUAUGGAAAUGAUGAUGAUGACAAGUUCGGCUCUUCAACGAAAAGAGGUCAAGAUACUGGUCUUGGCGGUGAUUCAUAUGGUAAUGAUGAUUCAUCAAAUAGAAGAAAAGGAGACAACUAUGGUUCAUCUGAUUAUUAA
Molecule: messenger RNA, 684 nt
Organism: Insectozyma verbasci
Lineage: Eukaryota; Fungi; Ascomycota; Pichiomycetes; Serinales; Debaryomycetaceae
Source: the annotation of a GenBank genome assembly